Symbiodinium sp. CCMP2456 is the source of this 951-nucleotide messenger RNA. NCBI's taxonomy places the organism in Eukaryota, Dinophyceae, Suessiales, Symbiodiniaceae. The record is from the annotation of a GenBank genome assembly.
AUGCAUGGAAGUGGUGAUGGUGGAACGAGGCGACGUGUGCCCGCCACCAAUGCCCGGAGCGCGGCGUCAACUGCUGAUGCCUCCAAUUCUGCCGGUGUUCCGGAAGAGGGCAGGUUCAGACCCUCCGGUUCCUCAAAUGUUCUCGGUGAGGUCCCCGGCAGGUUCGGCAGAAUGUCCGCGAUGCAGGGCCCGGGCAUGGGACAAUUGAUGGGACAUAUGCCCCAGCAGCCAAUUGUGUGGCAGCCUUGGGGUUACCAUACCUAUGCAGGCCCGUGGCAUCAGGACCACGUGGUGAAUUCUUCUUCGAUCCCUCCGUGGACGCCGCAGUAUGUGCUGUCGGAUAUCCAGGAGGUGCAUGAUUACGGAAGGGGUCCCAUCGCCCCGAGCCGUCCGCCUUUGCCAGCACAGUUGCUUUGGGGUCAGGCGGAGGCUGGACAGACUGGACAGCAAGCAAAUCGGCAGGUUCUCACCUUCAUCGUCCAGAACAUCCCCGCUCGCUGUACACCACAUCGCCUGCUGCAGCUCUUUCAGCCUGCACGAGAUGGCAUCGACUUCCUUUACCUGCCCUUCAGGUACCGACAAAAGCGUUCCAGUCGGUAUGCCUUCGUCAACUUCCGAUCCACAAACGAAGCUGCCCGGUUCAGGGACAGGUGGGAGGGGGUUGCGCUGGCGCCGCACGAUCGCCCCCUCGUCUUCGGCCCAGCGAAAACCCAGGGUCUCGCAGCCAACAUGUACUUGCAUGCUGCAGGACGCGAACGGGAGCGGAGCAUAGAACCAGUCGUGUUUUAUAAUGGUGAGGAGGUAAGCUUUGAGUGGGCGUGGGCUUGCCUGGUGCGGACGUUGUCCGAAGCGGAUUGGGAGUUGGUGGUCCAGGAGGCGAACAAGACCUCUGCAGGUGAAGCCGGCGCGAGCCAGGGAGGAUGUGGAUCACGGGUUGUCUUCAGUCUGUGA